Eruca vesicaria subsp. sativa (arugula) is the source of this 2223-nucleotide messenger RNA. The record is from the annotation of a GenBank genome assembly. Lineage: Eukaryota; Viridiplantae; Streptophyta; Magnoliopsida; Brassicales; Brassicaceae.
CAAAUAUUAUAUACUAAUAUCACUCUUCUUCUUCUUCUUCAACACAGAGCCACCUUAUCAUCUCUCUAUCCCCUCCCCCUUCUCUCUGGGUCUUACUAAGAGAGUGUGAUAGAGAGAUGGAAGGUCUAAUUCAACCCAGAGGAAUCCUCUCUCUACCAACCAAACCCACCGGAGCAAGAACUCUCCUUCUCCAACCCUCUUAUGUCUUAAAGCAAAGACUUUCCACCAGAAACCUCCCUCCCUUGUCGUUCUCCUCUAAUGGGCACACCAAAGUUCAAUCCUUUCAAUCAAACCCACACAAGAUUUCCAUUUCCCACAAGGACAGAAACAGAGGAUUCAUCUGCAAGGCGGAGGCCGCCGCCGCCGCCGGAGAAGGAGACUUGACGUUGACGCCUAAGGUUUUCGGUGUGGAGGUCACGACUCUAAAGAAGAUUAUCCCUUUGGGACUAAUGUUCUUUUGCAUUCUGUUCAACUACACAAUCCUCAGAGACACCAAAGAUGUCUUGGUGGUGACGGCUAAAGGAAGCUCUGCUGAGAUUAUACCGUUUCUCAAGACAUGGGUGAAUCUUCCUAUGGCUAUUGGUUUCAUGUUGCUUUACACUAAACUCUCCAAUGUUUUAUCCAAAAAGGCUCUGUUUUAUACUGUUAUUGUGCCGUUCAUUGCCUACUUUGGAGCCUUUGGUUUUGUUAUGUACCCUCUCAGCAACUUGAUUCACCCUGAAGCUCUUGCUGAUAAGCUCCUUGCAACGCUCGGGCCUAGGUUCAUGGGUCCUCUUGCUAUUAUGAGGAUUUGGAGUUUUUGUUUGUUUUAUGUUAUGGCUGAGCUUUGGGGUAGUGUUGUGGUUUCAGUUCUCUUCUGGGGCUUUGCCAAUCAGAUCACAACAGUUGAUGAAGCCAAAAAGUUCUAUCCAUUGUUUGGACUAGGUGCAAAUGUUGCACUUAUAUUCUCAGGAAGGACUGUGAAGUAUUUCUCUAAUAUGAGAAAGAAUCUUGGUCCUGGAGUUGAUGGUUGGGCUGUUUCAUUGAAAGCUAUGAUGAGUAUUGUCGUUGGGAUGGGUCUCGCUAUCUGUUUCCUCUACUGGUGGGUCAACAGAUACGUUCCUCUCCCAACACGUAGCAAGAAGAAGAAGGCCAAACCACAGAUGGGGACAAUGGAGAGUUUGAAGUUCUUGGUGUCAUCACCAUACAUCAGAGAUCUUGCUACUUUAGUUGUCGCUUAUGGUAUCAGUAUCAACCUUGUUGAAGUCACAUGGAAAUCAAAACUUAAAGCUCAGUUCCCUAGCCCCAACGAAUACUCAGCCUUUAUGGGAGACUUCUCAACCUGCACGGGUAUUGCAACAUUCACAAUGAUGCUUCUAAGUCAAUACGUAUUCGACAAGUAUGGAUGGGGAGUAGCUGCAAAGAUCACACCAACCGUUCUGCUCUUAACCGGAGUUGCCUUCUUCUCUUUAAUACUCUUCGGUGGCCCAUUCGCACCACUCGUCGCCAAGCUUGGAAUGACACCGCUACUCGCAGCUGUAUACGUUGGAGCUCUCCAGAACAUCUUCAGCAAAAGCGCCAAGUACAGCUUGUUCGAUCCUUGCAAAGAAAUGGCUUAUAUUCCAUUAGAUGAAGACACCAAGGUUAAAGGCAAAGCUGCGAUAGAUGUUGUCUGCAACCCCUUGGGGAAAUCAGGAGGUGCUUUGAUUCAGCAGUUUAUGAUCCUUACGUUUGGAUCACUCGCGAGUUCCACUCCUUACCUUGGAGUCAUCUUGCUUGGUAUAGUCACUGCUUGGCUAGCUGCGGCUAAGUCUCUGGAGGGACAGUUCAAUACUCUGAUGUCUGAAGAAGAGCUUGAGAAGGAAAUGGAGAGAGCUUCAUCGCUUAAGAUUCCUGUUGUGUCUCAGGAGGAUGCUGGACCGGGAGAAUCUAGUAGCCAAGUACCGGAGAAAUCUGCUCCGACCAGCAUUUAGACAAUUACGAAUAAAAAGGAUAUUGAGAUUUGUUACGUGACAGGUUUAAAGGUUUUGUGGUUGGAACAAAGAUUUUGAUAGUGAGAUGAUGAGUCAAAACCAUUUUUAGACAUAUGCUUGAGUUUGUUUGUUUUCUUUGUGCCAAUAGCAAACUAAAUUGAUAAGUUCAACAAUCUUAUGAAUAAUCUAUGUAUUUUAGACAACAUUUUAAAAAGAAAGCUGUCUUGAUUCUACUCAAGUAAUUACAUGUGUAUUAGGUGAGGUUAUUGGC